Messenger RNA from Cannabis sativa, 2285 nucleotides. RefSeq names its product transcription factor TCP20. The coding region runs from base 835 to 1827 and encodes 330 amino acids. The record is from RefSeq and is a predicted model, not a curated record. The transcript has 2 exons. Gene Ontology annotation, molecular function: sequence-specific DNA binding; DNA-binding transcription factor activity. Gene Ontology annotation, cellular component: nucleus. Lineage: Eukaryota; Viridiplantae; Streptophyta; Magnoliopsida; Rosales; Cannabaceae.
UAUGUGCAAAAUCACAAACAACAUCCAUUCUGGGUCUAUAAUACAAUUAUACAAACACACCCUUGUUUCUGAUUCCCUUAAUUUAAUUUUGUUUAGUUUAUUGUCUCUGAUUAAAAUAAUAUAAAUAUGAUGAUGAUGUUGAUGAUAAUGAUCAUAAAAACACACAUCUGAGUUUUCAAGGAUCAUGGCUCUUUUGCCUAGAGUAGGAAACAAGCAACUCCCAGCAGCCAAUCAUAACCAGCCAGGUGUCAAAAUAUAAAAGCAUCUACUUCAGCCCAUCUUUGAGUUCCUUAAAAGAAAUGGCAUCAAUAAAUAUGAGUAUAUAUAUAGCCUUAUAGAUUUAUUUAUUUACUUAUAUUAGUAUAGUAGUAUAGGGAGAGGUAUAAUGAUGGUGGAAUGAAUCCAUAUGGGAAUGGAAUGAGCUUUUGUGUGUGUUUAUUGAGGUGAAAAUUUGGCAGUUAAAGUUGCUUUCAGACAAGGCUAGUCAAAACCCCAUUUUACAUAUAGUUAAAAUAAAAAGACAAACAAAAGAUAGGAAUUAGGGAAAGAGAGAGAAAGAGAGUAAAAGAACAUCAAAAACAAAGACUUGAUUUUUAUUUGAUUUUUGACAUGGGUACAUUGGGAUUUUAAUAUAUUUGAAUAUUUAAUUAUGGUUUUUUUGUCUUUCACUUCAUUCCUUGCCGAAAACAGUGAAAUCUCAUGAAAGUUUAGGACUUUUCAGGGUCACCUUCUUCAAUCAAAGAGGACCCCUUUUAUUUUUUUUCCCUAAAUCAUUUUUUUAAAACAAAAAAAUUCAAUUUUUAUUUUAGGGAUUUCUAUUUUGUUGCCCUGUUCAUGGAUCCCAAGGGCUCAAAGCAACCACAGGAGGUCCCCAACUUCUUGAGCCUCCCACAACAACAAGAAUCAUCACAACAACAACAACAACAACAACCCAAUAAUACCAAUAUGGGUGAGAAUAAACCAGCUGAAAUCAAAGAUUUUCAGAUUGUGAUUGCAGAGAAAGAUGAGAGCAAAAAACAGUUAGCACCAAAGAGGAGUUCAAACAAAGAUAGACACACAAAAGUUGAAGGAAGAGGAAGAAGGAUAAGGAUGCCAGCUUUAUGUGCAGCAAGGAUUUUUCAGUUGACCAGAGAAUUGGGUCAUAAAUCUGAUGGUGAGACUAUUCAGUGGCUUUUACAACAGGCUGAGCCAUCGAUUAUAGCAGCCACUGGGUCCGGGACUAUACCUGCUUCAGCUUUGGCAGCCGCUGGUGGCUCUGUUUCACAACAGGGUGCCUCUCUUUCAGCUGGGUUACACCAAAAGAUUGAUGAGUUAGGGGGGUCAGGUCUUAUUGGGUCAGGAGGAGUUGGAGGAGGGAGUAGUAGGACCAGUUGGGCAAUGGUUGGUGGAAAUUUGGGGAGACCCCAUGUGGGUGUGGCCACGGGGAUAUGGCCCCCAAAUGUAAGUGGGUUUGGAUUUCAGUCAUCUUGUUCUGGUCCAUCAACUACAAAUUUGGGAAGUGAAAGCUCAAAUUAUCUGCAAAAAAUUGGCUUUUCUGGGUUUGACUUACCAGUCACUAACAUGGGUCCUAUGAGUUUCACUUCAAUUUUGGGUGGGAAUAACCAACAGCUACCUGGGUUGGAACUUGGGCUUUCUCAGGAUGGUCAUAUUGGGGUUUUGAAUCCUCAAGCUUUGUCCCAGAUGUAUCAACAGAUGGGUCAGGCUAGAGUGCACCAGCAGCACCAGCAACAGCAACAGCAGCAGCAUCAGCAGCAACAGCAGCAUCAGCAUCAACAUCAACAUCAGCAACCUCCUGCUAAGGAUGAUUCUCAAGGCUCAGGACAGUAGAGUUGGGAGGGAGACAUGUCAAGAUUGUUAUGGAGCCAGCAUUUGGUUGGGAGGCUGAGUUUUUUUUUAUAUAUUUUUUAUUUUAUUUUCUUAAUGGUUUUUGUGUUGUAUCAUUGGAAAGAAUAUGAGGAGAAAGAGAGAGAGAGAGAGAUAGAAAGAGAGAGAGAGGUAGAGAUAGUGAUACUUGAGAGAAAUUCAAUAGAAAAUGGAUUUGGUUUGCCCCUUCUUCUUCUUCUUCUUUCUCCUUUGCAUGGCCUCAUGUCUCCAUAUGCAGGUGAAAUUGUGCACUGCCCAUAUAUCAUCGGUUUGAGCUUAACUUCUUUGAUUCAAAGGUGUGUUGAGUAUAGUGUAAGGCAUCUUUUAAUUAUUUUUGUUAUGCUCUAGAUCUUAAAGGAGUGAUUGCUCAGUUUGUUUGUGAAAGUUUUAAACGUAGAGUUAUAUAGUCAUACUUCUCCAAA